Molecule: messenger RNA, 1850 nt
Organism: Aphis gossypii (cotton aphid)
Lineage: Eukaryota; Metazoa; Arthropoda; Insecta; Hemiptera; Aphididae
Exons: 5
Coding region: 627-1772 (381 amino acids)
Source: RefSeq, a predicted model, not a curated record
AGGCAUUAGCCAAAACGAAUGAGUGUUUUUGUGUAUGUUAUACAUGAAUUUAGUAAAACGUUUCGCGUUAUACGAUUUACUUGGCGAGACAGAGUCGGCUUGGAACGCGGUUAGCCGCGAUAGUGUACAGAUAGUGAGUGAGUGAUACCUACAACAGUGUAGAUUUACCGCGAUAAAGUACAAAAUCGUUUUGUAGUGUUGUUUUUUGAAAAGUCGGCGAAUUCGUUCGGCGUGGCGUGCGACAAUACGCCUUUUCGUUUCGACCAGUGUAUAACUACUAUCCACAAUAGUAUUGGUAAUCAUGGCGAUUUAUUCCAAUUGGAUGGACUAUGGACAGACACAGCAGAAGUUACUUGACAUACGCGUAAUACCUAUAAUUAAUAUACUACGCAGUACUUUAAUAACAGUACACAUACAGUAGAGAGAAAUCUAUAAUCCAGAAGAGACGUACCUAAUUAAGAAAAUCGGUUACCCAUCACAAGUAUAUUGACAAUAUAAUUGAAAGUAAAGCGUUUAUUUUAAGACAGUUAUAAAUUUGUACAGCGAAAAAUAUGCUAACGAACGCUCAAUCUACUGGGAAUAAUAUCCAGCUUGUAGUAUAAAUCACGUUUUAAAGGUAGUUGAUAAUGACAAAAGUUUCGACGGCAUCUAAUAAAUCGUUACACCUAACCGGGAUCGGAUUGGCAGUCCAGGCGUUUUAUAUAAAUCUAACGCUGGACACCGUGAUGGGAGGUGAUUUUGUUCAGUUAAAGCCUGCAGGACCACCCAUCAUAAAUCCGGCGGGAGUCUGGAGCGUGGACCAAGUGCCCCAGGGAUAUGCUACAGCUGGCAGUAAUUUGGCGUUAAACGGAUUGCAAGCGUUACAGGCGUUCGGCGGGAACAAAAUCGAUGCCAACGGAUAUCGAGACCAGAACGGAUUCUACCGAGACAAUAACGGCCAACUAAACGGAUACGACGUCGGCAAUACUUAUGGCGGUGUCAACGACCGUGGCGUUACGAGUGUCGAGGGCGGAGCUUAUGGCGGGAUAAACGGACGGAACAAGGGACAUCAAGUCGCAGGGUUUAGCACUUCGUAUCAAAAAAACGAGAGCGGUAACAAAGCUACGUAUUAUGACGAUGGUCUAGGACACGGAGGAGUGAUUCAAUAUGGUGCUAAAGACCAAAGGUUCAGGGACGGCGAAGGCAAGGCGUUCGGAGGCGGUUACCACGAUUCGUCGGUGAAGACGAACGCGGUCGGUCAACAGGGCCAGUACGGUAACGGCGACGGUUACCACACCGCCGGCGGCCAGACCGGCGACGCCGUCAACAAUCAGCUGUACGGCACGCGGUCCGACAGCGGCCCGGCCGUCGUGGCCGGCGCGCCGUUCCUGGUGUCCAGCGGCGCCGCGGACCCGCUGCCGCCGGUCGUCCACCUGCCGCCGCAGUACGUGUCCCAGGCCGCGCCGCAGUACGCGCCCCAACCGCCGCCGCCGCUGCAGUUCGUGCCCCAGGCCGCGCCGCAGUACGUGCCCCAGGCCCCGUACCUGCCCCCGGCCCCGUACAUACCGCAGGCCCCGUUCCCGGCGGCCCAGGUGCCCAACCUGUACCAGAACAACAUUCCGCAAUUGCCGCCGAUCGUGCAGCAACAGCAACCGGGAUCGAUACUGCCGCCGUACAGCGUACAGUUGCCGGCCCUGACGCUGUCGGCCCGGUCGCCGUCCGGCCAGUACGUGGUGCCCAUGCCGCCCAAACUGUACGUGGACAAGCCCAACGCCACCUCGACGGACGGCUGACGGAAGAUCCAUAGAUCAUUAUAUUUUUGCGUUGUUGUCUAUUGAUAAUAUUACAUAUAUUUUAUUAUUAUUAUAUAA